This is a messenger RNA of Fusarium verticillioides 7600, 198 nucleotides long. RefSeq lists its product as hypothetical. The coding region runs from base 1 to 198 and encodes 65 amino acids. NCBI's taxonomy places the organism in Eukaryota, Fungi, Ascomycota, Sordariomycetes, Hypocreales, Nectriaceae. The transcript has 2 exons. The record is from RefSeq and is a predicted model, not a curated record.
AUGGUGGCCGCACGCCGAAGCGGCUGCGGUGCGCACAUGUUCCCCCAGACAACUGAGUUCGGCGUCACCGUGGAAGAGGCUCGGGAGUUGCACAAGAGACAGAAAGCGUAUAACGAUGGAAAGCAGACCGCUUUCCAGGACGCCGCCACCCAGGAUGGUGGCAUCUGGGAUGGCGGCGCUCCUGACAACCGCAUCUAA